AUGGACAUUGGUAUCGGGACUGGUAUCAACACUGGCUUCUACAAGAAUUUUUACAAUAGCUACAAUAAGGGCUCCGGCGAGGGCAUCAACAAAGAUAGCAUCAUCAUCAUCAUCAUCGACAUGGUCGUGAUCAAUAUCAGCUUCGGCGCUAUCAUCAUCAUCAUUAUCGGCUUUAUCAUAGGCAUGGACAUUGACAUGGACAUUUAUAUUGACAGUGACAUUGACAGUGACAUUGAUAUGUGA
This is a messenger RNA of Anthostomella pinea, 243 nucleotides long. The record is from the annotation of a GenBank genome assembly. Lineage: Eukaryota; Fungi; Ascomycota; Sordariomycetes; Xylariales; Xylariaceae.